Molecule: messenger RNA, 2565 nt
Organism: Nanorana parkeri
Lineage: Eukaryota; Metazoa; Chordata; Amphibia; Anura; Dicroglossidae
Gene: DACH1
Product: dachshund family transcription factor 1
Exons: 13
Coding region: 10-2106 (698 amino acids)
Source: RefSeq, a predicted model, not a curated record
CGCUCUUUUAUGGUAGAUUUGCUGUCUUCUGCUUGCGGUAACUUUGUUGGGAAAGUGUAUUACACUGGGAGGUACUCCUAUGUGACCAUGGCCGGCACGGCUGCUUUGAUCCCACCGACUCAGCUGGUGAUCGCUACGUCCGCCCCGUCCUCAUCCACCAACUCGUCCUCUUCUUCACCCACUCCGUCAGUGACCCCGGCUUCGUCCGGUCCGAACCUCUACAGACCGGAGCCCAUUGCGGCCACCACGGUGACAUCCAGCCUCGGCAGCCCCGCGGCCACCAACAUCCCCAGCAGCAGCAGCAGCAGCAGUGCCCCCAACACCAACCUGCCAGGGAAGCCCGUCUACUCCACUCCAUCCCCCGUGGAGAACAUCCCCCAGAACAAUGAGUGCAGGAUGGUGGACCUGAGAGGGGCUAAGGUGGCCUCCUUCACGGUGGACGGCUGCGAACUCAUCUGCCUGCCCCAAGCCUUCGACCUCUUCUUGAAGCAUUUGGUCGGCGGGCUGCACACCGUCUACACCAAGCUCAAGCGGCUGGAGAUCACCCCGGUGGUGUGCAAUGUGGAGCAGGUCCGGAUCUUGCGAGGAUUGGGGGCCAUCCAGCCAGGAGUCAACCGCUGCAAACUCAUUUCCAGGAAGGAUUUUGAAACAUUGUACAACGACUGUACCAACGCCAGCUCCAGACCAGGAAGGCCUCCUAAAAGGACACAGAGCGUUACCUCACCUGAAAAUCCCCACAUAAUGCCACAUAGUGUGCCUGGCUUAAUGUCUCCUGGAAUGAUUCCACCCACAGGUUUAUCAGCAGCAGCCGCUGCAGCAGCCGCUGCUACCAACGCUGCAAUAGCUGAAGCAAUGAAGGUUAAAAAAAUCAAGUUAGAAGCUAUGAGCAACUAUCAUGGCAGCAAUACACAGCAUGGGGCAGACUCUGACAAUGGGGACCUCAACUCAAGUGUUGGGAGCAGUGAUGGUUCUUGGGAGAAAGAAAAGCUUCAGUCUCUCCCUACCCAAGGAUCACAAGCCUCUGUAAACCAUCCCAACUUGCCUGGACAGCAUAACCUUCCAGUUACUCAUCCUCUGAACUCUCUUCAACAGAAUCACCUGCUACCAAAUGGUUUGGAACUUCCAUUUAUGAUGAUGCCUCACCCUCUUAUCCCUGUAAGCCUACCUCCAGCUUCUGUUACCAUGGCAAUGAGCCAGAUGAACCACCUCAGUACAAUAGCAAACAUGGCUGCAGCCGCACAAGUACAAAGUCCACCAUGCAGGGUUGAAACUUCAGUAAUUAAGGAAAGAGUUCCAGAUAGCCCUUCCCCUGCACCCUCCCUUGAAGAUGGGCGAAGACCUGGAAGUCAUCCUUCAUCUCACAGAAGUAGCAGUGUUUCUAGCUCCCCAGCAAGGACUGAAAGUUCCUCAGACAGAAUCCCUAUCCAUCAAAAUGGCUUAUCAAUGAACCAGUUGUUGAUGGGAUUGUCGCCAAAUAUUUUACCGGGUCCAAAAGAAGGUGAUCUUGCUGGCCAUGAAGCUGGGCAUGAAGCAAAAAGGAUACAUUUGGAAAAAGAUGAGACCCCGCUCUCAACACCAACUGCAAGAGACUGCUUUGACAAACUCUCUCUGUCUGGACAUGGGCAACCACUACCUCCUGGUUUUCCUUCACCUUUUCUCUUUCCUGAUGGGUUGUCUUCUAUAGAGACACUUCUAACUAAUAUCCAGGGCUUGUUGAAGGUUGCCAUUGAUAAUGCCCGAGCUCAAGAAAAACAGGUACAGAUAGAAAAGACUGAACUGAAGAUGGAACUUUUCAGGGAACGAGAACUGAGGGAAACCCUAGAGAAACAAUUAGCAGUAGAGCAAAAGAACAGAGCAAUAAUUCAAAAGAGACUCAAGAAAGAAAAGAAAGCAAAAAGGAAAUUGCAGGAAGCAUUAGAAUUUGAGACAAAAAGAAGAGAACAGGCUGAACAGGCACUGAAGCAGGCAGCAUCAUCGGAAGGACUCAGAGUCCUUAAUGAAGCUUUGACCCCAGAGAUAGAAUCAGACCGCAACGGGGGCAGAACAGAUGCUGAAAGGACAAUACAAGAUGGCAGACUGUAUUUAAAGACGAGUGUUAUGUACUGAAUUUAGAGAUACAACAUCAAAAGGCCUUGUAGGAACAUACUGUAGACUAAUUGAAAAAUCCGAAGUCUGUGAAUGCUUUGAAAGCAUAAAAGAGUUCCUUUUUGUAUAGCAAUGUUCUUCAAGUACCCUACAUUGUCAGGCUGGAGACCUGUGACUACUGGAGAGUCUGUUUUAUAACUGUGUCAGUAGCGCUCCAUUUGUUGGAUUUCCUCCGAGAUGCUGCUGCAAUGAAAAGACUGUGAUGAUCAACAAACAAGACCCACUGUACUUCAUUUUUUAUGGAACUUGUCUGACAUUUCUCUUACUGAGCACACCAGAUCCUUCCAACAGCAGCUACUUGGGUAUCUGACACAUUUUAUCACACCUAAACCAGCAACAAUGCUUAGAUGUGAAAAAUUUUAAAAUUGAAGAAUUUUUAAAGGGCAUGCACUAAAAUGGCAAAACAAGAAAUAAAGAAAA